This is a messenger RNA of Aedes albopictus (Asian tiger mosquito), 717 nucleotides long. It is a transcript of the gene IscU, whose product is annotated as iron-sulfur cluster assembly scaffold protein IscU. Gene Ontology annotation, cellular component: cytoplasm; mitochondrial matrix. Bases 154 to 606 code for a protein of 150 amino acids. The record is from RefSeq and is a predicted model, not a curated record. Gene Ontology annotation, biological process: iron-sulfur cluster assembly; intracellular iron ion homeostasis. Gene Ontology annotation, molecular function: 2 iron, 2 sulfur cluster binding; ferrous iron binding. NCBI's taxonomy places the organism in Eukaryota, Metazoa, Arthropoda, Insecta, Diptera, Culicidae. The transcript has a single exon.
AUCAGUAUCUGCUUCACUCGUACUCGCAGUGUGUUGUUGUGAAGUGGUUAUUCAUCAGCCCUUUCCCGUAAUAUUUUACUGCGCAGCUUGAAAGGGAAAAGUUAUUGUGAAAUUCAGUUUGUUUGAAACAUUGUGCAUUCGCGAACGAAAACAAUGGCAGCGUUGCAGAGAAGUUUCAACUCGUUGCUAAAGCUCCGUCGCACCCAGAGUGUGCCGGUUGCCCUGUACCACGCAAACGUUCUGGACCACUACGAGAACCCCCGGAAUGUGGGCUCGCUGGACAAGAAGGACAAAACCGUCGGAACGGGACUGGUCGGCGCUCCGGCUUGCGGUGACGUCAUGAAGCUGCAAAUCAAGGUCGACGAGGAUGGCAAAAUCAUCGACGCCAAGUUUAAAACCUUCGGAUGCGGAUCGGCCAUAGCCUCCAGCUCCCUUGCCACCGAAUGGGUAAAGGGCAAAACUUUGGACGAAGCGAAGAAACUCAAGAACACGGACAUUGCGAAGGAGCUGUCGUUGCCGCCGGUCAAACUGCACUGUUCGAUGCUGGCCGAGGAUGCCAUCAAGGCGGCUCUUGAGGAUUACAAGAAGAAACAGGACAAGAAAUAGGUCCAUGCUUGUGAAAUUAGUUUUUAGGAUUCUUGUAAAUUGUUGGUUAUAUAAGGAAUGAUAUGGCAGUCAAAGAGAAUUUGUAGAAUAAAGACUCUUCAAAAAUCAAAA